Messenger RNA from Otolemur garnettii (small-eared galago), 5739 nucleotides. RefSeq names its product MDS1 and EVI1 complex locus (gene MECOM). The transcript has 15 exons. Gene Ontology annotation, biological process: negative regulation of DNA-templated transcription; regulation of transcription by RNA polymerase II. The coding region runs from base 1196 to 4324 and encodes 1042 amino acids. Lineage: Eukaryota; Metazoa; Chordata; Mammalia; Primates; Galagidae. The record is from RefSeq and is a predicted model, not a curated record. Gene Ontology annotation, cellular component: nucleus. Gene Ontology annotation, molecular function: DNA-binding transcription activator activity, RNA polymerase II-specific; protein binding; histone H3K9 methyltransferase activity.
CACUCACACACUCACACACUCACACGGUGCUCUCAGGACACCGAAAACAGAGGAUAUUUCCCUGGGGAAAGAAAUCCUGCCCGGAGAGGUCUCCCCAUUGGUUGUUUACCCGGAGAAAUCUACAUGUUUAAGGGGGAUGGUGCAUCCAUAAUCAGUCUGUCCCUAUAGGACUUGAGUCUUGGCGACCUUUUUGUGACCUCUCCCGCCGGAGGAGGCUGCUGUCACUUUAAAAAUUUACUGAAAGAGGAGCCGGUCUGGCUUCCGAUCACUCCGGGCGGCGGGAGAUAGCUCCCUUUCUCCCUCGCCCCGGGUCCUUUCUGGAUGGCCGAGCAGAUCCUCUUUAAAGGGACAGUUCAUGAAAUAGAGACCCGGCGGCUGCGCCCGGAGUCGCCAGAGGGGACCAGCCGGCCAGGGGCCGGGGCCGGCGGCCGGCCGGCUGCGGAGGACCGAGAGGGGCAGGGAGCCCCGCGCGUCCCCGUCCUCGCCUCCUCCCUCCACCUCUCGGCCGCGCGUCCCCCGGAGCUGGGAGACUGGGAAGAAGUUUUAGUGGGUUUCAGAUAACUUUCAUUACACCUCGGGCUGAUAAGGGCAGGGAAAGUGAGAAAAGAGGGAGGCGAUGCGAACCGGAGGAGCAGCUCUGAGCUCAUUUAGGAAGGGGGGGGGGAGCCCAAACACAGCGACCCGGGGCGCCCCGACGAGAGAAGACUGCGUUUCUGGGUCUAAAAAACACGGUGCUGGCGGACAAUAAAUCUGAAACGCGUGGUCGGGGAGCAGAUCCAGGGACAGCGAGUUGUCAGAGACCCAUUUGGAAAUCGACACGCCAGGCUUUUCCUUUUUUUUUUUUACCCCCCCCCCCCCCCCCCCAACAUCUCGAAAUGUUGCUCGUGAUCGUUUGAAAGGAUUUUCGUGCAGAAGCUCCGGGGGGCUGCUGAUUGUUUUGUUUAGUUUAAUUCUUCUGUGACUGUGAUUGCCUUGUAUUGCCGAGUUGAGGCCAUAGAAAUCAAAGAUCUUAGACGAGUUUUGCAAUGUGAAGUUCUGCAUAGAUGCCAGUCAGCCAGAUGUAGGAAGCUGGCUCAAGUACAUCAGGUUCGCUGGCUGUUAUGAUCAGCACAACCUUGUUGCCUGCCAGAUAAAUGAUCAGAUAUUCUAUAGGGUUGUAACAGACGUCGCACCAGGAGAGGAGCUUCUGCUUUUCAUGAAGAGUGAAGAUUACCCUCAUGAGACGAUGGCGCCGGACAUCCACGAAGAACGGCAAUAUCGCUGCGAGGACUGUGACCAGCUCUUCGAAUCCAAGGCUGAGCUAGCGGAUCACCAGAAGUUCCCGUGUGGCACCACUCACUCGGCGUUCUCCGUGGUGGAAGAGGACUUUCAGCAGAAACUGGAGAGUGAGAGCGAUCUCCAGGAGAUACACGCAGUCCAGGAGUGUAAGGAAUGCGACCAAGUGUUUCCUGAUUUGCAAAGCCUGGAGAAGCACAUGCUGUCACAUACUGAAGAGAGAGAAUACAAGUGUGACCAAUGUCCCAAGGCCUUUAACUGGAAGUCCAAUCUGAUUCGCCACCAGAUGUCACAUGACAGUGGGAAGCACUAUGAGUGUGAGAACUGUGCCAAGGUGUUCACGGACCCCAGCAACCUGCAGCGGCACAUCCGCUCCCAGCACGUCGGCGCCCGGGCCCACGCCUGCCCCGAGUGCGGCAAGACCUUUGCCACUUCAUCGGGCCUCAAACAACACAAGCACAUCCACAGCAGUGUGAAGCCCUUCAUCUGUGAGGUCUGCCAUAAGUCCUAUACUCAGUUUUCAAACCUUUGCCGUCAUAAGCGCAUGCAUGCUGAUUGCAGGACCCAAAUCAAGUGCAAGGACUGUGGACAGAUGUUCAGCACCACGUCUUCCUUAAAUAAGCACAGGAGGUUUUGUGAGGGCAAGAACCAUUUUGCGGCAGGUGGAUUUUUUGGCCAAGGCAUUUCACUUCCUGGAACCCCAGCUAUGGAUAAAACGUCCAUGGUUAGCAUGAGUCAUGCCAACCCAGGCCUUGCUGACUAUUUUGGCGCCAACAGGCAUCCUGCUGGUCUUACCUUUCCAACAGCUCCGGGAUUUUCCUUUAGCUUCCCUGGUCUGUUUCCUUCCGGCUUGUACCACAGGCCUCCUUUGAUACCUGCUAGCUCUCCUGGUAAAGGACUACCAAGUACGGAACAGACAAACAAAAGUGAGAGCCCCCUCUUGACACAUCCUCAGAUCCUGCCAGCCACACAGGACAUUUUGAAGGCACUCUCUAAACACCCCCCCGUAGGGGACCAUAAGCCAGUGGAGCUGCAGCCCGAGAGGUCCUCUGAAGAGAGGCCCCUUGAGAAAAUCAGUGACCAGUCAGAGAGUAGUGACCUUGACGAUGUCAGUACGCCAAGUGGCAGUGACCUGGAGACAACCUCGGGCUCUGAUCUGGAAAGUGACAUUGAAAGUGAUAAAGAGAAAUUUAAAGAAAAUGGUAACAUGUUCAAAGACAAAGUAAGCCCUCUUCAGAAUCUGGCUUCAAUAAAUAAUAAGAAAGAAUGCAACAGUCAUUCCAUUUUCUCACCAUCUUUAGAGGAGCAUACCGCGGUGUCGGGAGCUGUGAAUGAUUCUAUAAAGGCUAUUGCGUCUAUUGCUGAAAAAUACUUUGGUUCCACAGGACUGGUGGGGCUGCAAGACAAAAAGGUCGGAGCGCUACCUUACCCUUCCAUGUUUCCCCUCCCGUUUUUUCCAGCAUUCUCUCAAUCAAUGUACCCAUUUCCUGAUAGAGACUUGCGGUCGUUACCUUUGAAAAUGGAACCCCAAUCACCAGGCGAAGUGAAGAAACUGGCCAAGGGAAGCUCCGAGUCCCCCUUUGAUCUCACCACGAAGCGGAAGGACGAGAAAGCCCUGACUCUGGUGCCCUCCAAGCCUCCCAUGACACCGGCCACAAGCCAAGACCAGCCCCUGGACCUUAGCAUGGGCAGCAGGAGUCGGGCCAGUGGGACAAAGCUGACCGAGCCCCGAAAAAACCAUGUGUUUGGGGAAAAAGAAGUAAGCAGCGCCGAAGCCAGGUCGGCGCCGGACGGCUCCCUGCAGCACGCGAGGCCCACGCCUUUCUUCAUGGACCCCAUUUACAGAGUAGAGAAAAGAAAGCUAACCGACCCACUUGAAGCUUUAAAAGAGAAAUACUUGAGGCCUUCUCCAGGAUUCCUGUUUCACCCACAAAUGUCCGCCAUCGAGAACAUGGCGGAGAAGCUGGAGAGCUUCAGUGCGCUGAAGCCCGAGGCCAGUGAGCUGCUGCAGCCGGUGCCCUCCAUGUUCAACUUCAGAGCACCCCCCAGCGCCCUGCCCGACAGCGUCCUGCGGAAGGGCAAGGAACGCUACACCUGCAGAUACUGUGGCAAGAUUUUCCCAAGGUCUGCAAAUCUGACACGGCACUUGAGAACUCACACAGGAGAGCAGCCUUACAGAUGCAAAUACUGUGACCGGUCCUUCAGCAUAUCAUCUAACUUGCAGAGGCACGUCCGGAACAUUCACAACAAGGAGAAGCCGUUCAAGUGUCACUUAUGCGACAGGUGUUUCGGUCAGCAGACCAACCUGGACAGACACCUAAAGAAACACGAGAACGGGAACAUGUCUGGCACGGCGACAUCCUCACCUCAUUCUGAACUGGAAAGCGCAGGUGCGAUGCUUGAUGACAAGGAAGACGCUUACUUCACAGAGAUUCGGAAUUUCAUUGGGAACAGCAGCCACCGCAGCCAGUCUCCCCGGGACGCAGAGGAGAGAAUGAAUGGCCGUCACUUUAAGGAUGGGAAGGCUCUGGCGACCAGUCAGAGUUCAGACUUACUGGAUGAUGAGGAAGGAGAAGAUGAAGUGUUGCUGGAUGAGGAGGAUGAGGACGGGGAUCUGACUGGAAAAGCAGGGAAAGAGCCCGUGGCGAGUGGUCUGCAUGAAGGAGGCCCGGAGGACGACUAUGAAGAGGCCAGCACCCUGGAGAGGGGCUGCAAGACGCCCCCCGGGAGGUAUAAAGAGGAAGACUAUAAAACUGGACUUUCUGCUCUAGAUCACAUAAGGCACUUCACAGACAGCCUCAAAAUGGGGAAAAUGGAAGAUAAUCAGUACACUGAGGCCGAGCUCUCUUCCUUCAGUGCUUCCCACGUGCCCGAGGACCUCAAGCAGCCACUGCACAGAAAGUCCAAGUCACAGGCGUACGCUAUGAUGUUGUCCCUGGCGGACAAGGAGCCCCUGCACCCCGCAUCACACAGCUCUCCCACCGUGUGGCACAGCAUGGCACGGGCCGCAGCAGAAUCCAGCGCCAUCCAGUCCAUCAGCCACGUAUGACCUUCCCAAGGCUGGCCAGAGCGGGACCAAGUCCAGCAGCGUGUGGCUCUUUCCCGGGGACUCUGUACAAGACUGCUGAGCAGAAUGCCUUACAACCCUGAGGGGUCACUCGUCUGGUCUGGUGACCUUAAACUGAGUGAUUAAAUAAAAGAAAGAAAAGAAAGAAAAACUAUUUAUUCUUGAUAUUUUGUUUUGCACAGCGAAGGCAGCUGCUGACUUCUGGAAGAUCAAUCGGUGGGACUCAAAGUGACUUGAUCAAAAUGAAAAUCUUGCUGGGCGGAGGCGUCUUCCAGUUCACCCUGCCUAGGGCGUGGGCGUGAGGGGGCAGCUGGGAUGGCAGCAUUGAUCCUAAUGAACACUCCAUAUAAACUGAAGUCUUUUUUGUACAAGAUCAUCUGACAUGAUUGGGAACAGUUGCUUUUGAUUACAGAUCUAAUUCUUUUCUUUGUUAAGGUUUUAUGUAAUUUAACCCUUUGAAGAUGGGAGUAGCUGGAUGAAAUGCAGUCAAUUAUUGUAGAAGCUGAUAACAGGGAGGACUUGUUUCCCAUUAACUAUUUUGCCUUCUUAAGUACAUUGUUUAAAACUAGGGAGAAAGGGUAUGUGUAUAUUGUGAACUCGGAUGUCCACGCUCAGAGAGGUUAAGUCAGUGAAGGGACCUGUCCGUCACCAGUACCACUGCACCACUAAUAACAUGUUUGCCAAAUCCUUGUAAUAACAUCUUAAUUUUAGACAAUCAUUUCACUGUUUUUUAAUGUUUAAUUUUUUUUUUUUUUGCGUUGCGUGUAUCAUGUAUUUAUUUGUGGCAAACGAUUGUUUGUUGAUGAAAAUACUAUAGCACUGUUCCAGUCCUCCACUGCUUCCCGACGUCUGAGGCACACCUCUUUCUGACUUCCAGGACCAAGGUGACUGAUUCGACCUGCGUCAGGGAGUGCCGGAUGCCGUUUGGCUUUUCUUAACAUUCCUUUUUUUGUUGUUGUUUUGUUUUCCUUCUUAAUGAACUAAAUACGAAUAGAUGCAACUUAGUUUUUGUAAUACUGAAAUCGAUUCGAUUGUAUAAACGAUUAUAAUUUCUUUCAUGAAGGCAUGAUUCUUCUGAUUAAAAACUGCACCCCACAUUUUAUGCUGGUCGUCUGCAAGCUCGUGUGAUGUUACGUUCAUGUUAAUCCUAUUUGUAAAAUGAAGUGUCCCUGACCUUAUGUUAAAAGAGAGAAGUAAGUAACAGACUGUAUUCAGUUAUUUUGCCCUGUAUCGAGGAACCGGAUUUGUUUUCUUUUUGUUUGUAAUCUCAUUUUGAAGUAACCGGCAAGUCGAGGUACUUUCUUCAAAUGCUUUGUACAGUAUAAACUGUUAUGCCUUUCAGCGCAUUACUAUGGGAAGAGCAACUAAAAAAUAAAGACUUACAAAAUGAUGCUUUU